Molecule: messenger RNA, 2841 nt
Organism: Pocillopora meandrina
Lineage: Eukaryota; Metazoa; Cnidaria; Anthozoa; Scleractinia; Pocilloporidae
Source: the annotation of a GenBank genome assembly
GUGGACUCUCAAGGAACAUCGCGCGAGCGUUCCAUAUCAGUCGGUUAACACAUGUAAAUUAAAUCACUCUUGCGGUUUGCUCCGAUCUGCUUCAGUUAUUCUCGCGGAAAGGGCUUUGUUCGUUGAGUACAUCAAUGCAUUAUACGCCUCUCUCGAAACUCGUAGGAUAAUCUGCGGCGACUUAGCGAAUUUUCAGUCUACAAUUGUCGACGACAGGUAAGCCCGUAAUGUUGUACUACAAGUGUCGUUUCUUUGCGCCACCGAAAACCGUUUUGUCUCAAGAAUUGAGACUGCGCCGUUAAUUGAUUUUCUUUUCCGAGGAUUUUAAUACGCCUUUGUUCUGCUCUGAAAGGAAUACAAACUGAGGUAUAUUAUGCGAUAAUUCAAGUUUAGAAAAGUGAGAUUAACUGUUGCCUGAUCGAUAUAUGCUCUCUCUCUCUCUCAACAGAAUCGCGGCUUGAAUGAAUGGUUCGAGACUCCGAUGAACUUUCAAGAUCUUUACUAUGAGUGCAGUAUUUCAUCAAGCGGUGCUCGAUGGCGACACGACAAAAGUAAAGUUUAUAUUGAAAUAUGGGCAAGGAAUACGGGUGAAUCAGCCGAAUAAAUAUGGAUUAACCGCAUUGCAGCAAGCUUGUAGAGAUGGAAAUUUAGCUUUAGCAAAUUUUCUCUUAGAGCGAGGGGCGGAUUUGAGUUUUGUGGAUUCAGAAGGCCGCACGGCGCUACAUCUCGCCUCAGAACAAGGCCAUUUGGACAUUGUUAGCUUGUUAGUGAAUUCAGCUUGCGCCGAUGUAAAUGCAAGAAACGGAAAUGGGCAAAAAGCGGUCGAUGUUGCGAAAAGCGAUCAAGUGCGAGCCCUACUUUCGCAAGCGAUACUGUCCGAAAGUUUCAAGCAGAAAUGUUCAGUCACCUAUGGCUUAGACGAGGGUGCAGGUUACAACUUUAAAAAUGUACCAGGCUGGAGGUAUUCUAUUUCGAGCACGUCCACAGACUCUGGUGUGUCUGAGGAUUCUAGUUACAGCCACGAUAGUGGUAACGAUUCCAGAUACUCCAGUAGACAUUACCCUGCUGUAAGCUGUAAUUACAGCAAUACGGAGCAAACUGAUCAUUACGCUUCUGUUGAAUGUUCACCGCGCUAUUACCGUGACCAGAGAUUUGAUAAAGAAGAGUUGAUUUACGCCCGGCGAGUCGAGGAACCCGCUAAUCACGCUAUGCUGACAAAAAGUCACUCAUUCAACGGCGGCCGACACGAGUAUGUUGUGAAAUCAGGUAACGCGAGAAGAAAAGAAGGAAAGCAGAGCAGGGUGUUUUGUGGCGAUGAAUCACCAGCGCAGUAUCGAAGGCAACAUAAACUUCGUAAAGACCCGACAAGGCGAAAAACGGUUACUUUUGGCGAAAGCGAAUCGUACACCAUCGCCCCUCGUGAAGAACAACGGUAUCUGAAGAGCUGUUCUCUCACACGGCCGCCAAUUUCAAGUAGUAAUCGGCAGCCUUUGCCCGAAUCUUGGCGACACGCCACAACUACUGAGGCGAAAGCUUACAGUAGUCGCUCGAUCUAUCGAGAAGGCAGGGUAACUAACGACCUCGAAAAACAUCAAUCCGAGGACAAAAUUGAAAAUCCUCGCAAAGAGGGAAAAUUCAAAAAGCACAUUCUACCUGGCUUCUUAGAAAAAUACGUUCAUUAGACAUCCACACAUGUUGUUCGAAAUGCAUAAAUUAUGCACGAAGCGUCCACAAGUUCUAAUUUAUCAGCUUUGAUAUUUUGCUCGGAAAAUGAUCUUUUUUGCCAAAGGAAAACCGUUGUACAUAGUUGAUCUCGAAGAUAUAUAGUAUAUUGUACAAUAAUCUGAGGAAACUAUAUAUAUAUAUUAUUAUACUCGACAUGAUCAUAAUUCAUUGAAUUUUGAUAUUUUAAAUUUCGUAGUUUGGAAUUUAAAUCCUCGAUGAUACAUAUCUAUUUAUAUGAGUGAUGUAAACAUUAUGUAUCCAGCCGUACAUUUAUUUAAUAAUUUUCAACUUUUAAUUAUUCCAGUAGGUUUAUCGUCGAUUUUCAUUUAUUGAAUCGUUUUUUUUCCUUCCAUUUUUUGGGCUAUUUAUGAAAUUUAUCUAAUAUUCCUCAUUCGUACCUUGUUGUAUAUCUUUGAGGUGUUAACGUAACUUUUAAUUUCAUUCAAUAACAAUACUUUUAGAAUCCUACUUUAGUAUAAGUUGUAUUUUUAUUUUAGAAUCAAUGGCGUUUCGACUUGUUUCUGUCGCAAAAAUAAAUGCAUAACCGUGAUAUUCAAGGUUUUGCACAUGAAUGAAUGAUUUAUUUUGAUGCGUAUUACGGUACUCUGCUGUUUUGGCUACCAAACCACAACUAAUAGAACUAUCAGUCGAUUUGGAGUCGCUCCAGAGAAAUUUCUAGUAUAAUUUUGUUUCCCUUUUGAUGUCAUUUCUAGAUUUUUUGUUCCUGUUUUGCUUUUAAGCGCUCUUUUUUUUUAAAAGUUAUCAGUGAAAGAGUUGAAAUUUGUCAUAGAAAUACUCAACUCUUUUCGUUAGAGCCACACCAUGUCGUUCUAAUCUUAAUAGCUAACUACUAGUCUGGUUACAAUUGCGCUAGAAAGUAAAAACCGGCCUUCGUUUUCAUGCAACUAAACUGAUUUUUAACUUGUAAACCAACUAUCUUUGAGUCAUUUUCUUAAAUCAAGUUAGUGAACCUUGGGAUUGUGCAUUUUAGUCUUACUUUGUGGCAAGUUUUUCUCGUUUCGAUAAACUUGAGUUCAAAAGAGUGACCGCGUUCAUGCAUGGCCAAAUUUUCUCACGAGUCCAAAGUUUCAAGGGUGUUUACUUCGCUUCGUUUCC